Mycotypha africana is the source of this 6171-nucleotide messenger RNA. RefSeq names its product nucleoporin subcomplex protein binding to Pom34-domain-containing protein. Bases 1 to 6171 code for a protein of 2056 amino acids. NCBI's taxonomy places the organism in Eukaryota, Fungi, Mucoromycota, Mucoromycetes, Mucorales, Mycotyphaceae. The transcript has 3 exons. Gene Ontology annotation, molecular function: structural constituent of nuclear pore. Gene Ontology annotation, biological process: RNA export from nucleus; protein import into nucleus. The record is from RefSeq and is a predicted model, not a curated record. Gene Ontology annotation, cellular component: nuclear pore inner ring.
AUGGUUCAAACUGAUCAAAAAGAGAAGUUUGCUAGAACAUAUCGUGAAUUGUUCGACACAAUUGAAAGAGGGGCGGACCAGUGCUCAACAGACAGACUACAAACCCUUCUGGAAGAAAGACAAGAGCAGUUAAAAUCUGGUUUAGACGCUUUUGGCUCAACUUCAGCUCAAUCUCGUUCGAAGGUCAAUUCUGGUACGAAUGUCACAGUUGACGGAAAGACAAUCAAACUCGACCAAAGCGAAAAAGAAUUCGUACUGAAACUGUCAGAAUUAAUUGACCUGAAUGAGCUUCAGUGCGCUUCAUUAUGGGAUAACUACAGGACCUUCAAUAAAGAGGUUAUCGCUCGCCUCACCCAUGCUGAUGAUGAUCAGAAAACUGUAGCGUUGCAUGAAAAUAUUCAACUACUUCUGAACGUUAUUAAUCUGCAUUAUGAAGACCGUAUUGCGCUUCUGGAAUGCAUAGCAUCAUUAAAGCGUAUUGCGAUGAACGGCGGUCACCUUUAUACCACUAUUGCGGAUAAUUUCAUCACAAAGCUUUAUACUAACCAGACAACAGGUGCAUUUAUUGAACGUCUAUUUGCGCAAUAUGUUAAACUUGUCCGUACAAAUGUUCCUCAUCAAAUGUAUAGCUAUCCUGGAUGGGCACUUGUGUGGGCAAAGCAAAACUUGAGAGAGCAAAAGGCUUUAUUGGAAAUCAUCUUUUUAUUUACAGUGGUAGAACCAGUGUCGCCAGAUUUCACUUUCACGGUGAUUCAAGAAUUUGAAGCAGAUUCCUUUGCAUCCCAUCAAGCAUUUGGUUAUAUACUCGAUGACGAAGGCAUAGCCCUACGUGACAAAGUGAUGAAUUUAUGUAUAUUGUUAUCUAUCAGCACAGUCAUUAGCCCAACCCUAACAACCGAGAUUCAACUGGAUUCUGCAAAAGCUGGUCAAACAUUGAUCGACUCCCCAGGCAUCAUUUCAAAGAUAAACCAAAUUGCUGUAUAUCUAGGUGAUAAAACAGAGCAUUCUGUUUUCUUAUUAGCUUGGUCUUUUCUGCUCACUUGUGUGAAUGCUGUCAAAGACGCAGAAUCAACCUUGCCAGCUGACUACAAAGAAGUCGAAGAUAUUCUGGCAGGCAAACAAGCAAUUACAACAAAUUAUUUACUCGAUAGACCCCCAGUUUCUCGAUCCGAUGUGGAACGUACCAAGAGAGUCAUCUCAAUCCAGCAGCUCAGUAAUAUGGAUCGUAUUUAUAUUGGACGCUCUUUAAAACUUGGUGUAUUCAAUGUCAUUUCACAGAUUUUAUCCAGCGAGACUUGCAGUGAAGAGGAUGUGAACAAUUUUGGUUACAGAACUGUUAUUCAGAGAUUGCUCAAAUCCUUCUUGUCAUUCAUGCGUCCUCAUUUCAUACCGACUGAAAGCUAUGAAGAUUUAAUCAGUUCCUAUUGCCUUCUCUAUAAGAAUCAGCCAGCGCUGUGCAACACAUUCUGGAACGAGUACUUUGAUGAAAGCAAUCCUUUUUCGUUGUUAGCAACGGCUCGUGGAAGGUUUCCAGUACUUUUUGCUGAUUUUAUACGACUUUUAUCUGCUUUAUCAGGUGCGCCGGAUGAGGAAUUGACACAAUUUAGUGAUAUAUCAGCACGACGCGUUUUCAACUAUGUAUGCAACAUCCCAACACUUACAGUUCAAUUAAAAUCUUCUACUAAUUUGAGAGAGAACACUGAUGAUGCCGAAAAUACUAUUUAUUCCAACCAGCCAAUCCGGGUUACUUACGAGUCUGACUUGAUUGGUGGUUUGGUUAUCCCUCAAAAUUGCGCUGGAAAGCUUCUCAACAAUUCUGACGAUGAGCCUAUUGUGCAAUUUAUAUACUCUUACUCGGGAUGGCAUCUUUUGACAUCAGUUUUAUCAGCUUUUGUAACAGAAUACAAACACAACGUUAUCGAUAUUGAAGAUGAUAACAAUUUCAUGAGUGGGAAGGAUAUAGAUGUCAUUAAUAGUAUCUUGAGUUUGAUCUACAACGUGCUACUGAGUGAUUCCUCUUUAGUUUCUGAAUUAACACAACAUAUCGAUAAAGUCACUGGCAAUACAAACAAUGCAACACCCACACUCAUCUCCAUUUUAUGUAAUACUCUUACCUUCUGCAGCGGUUUUGACAAAUGCCCAAUUACGACGAUGACUCUGACCUUAAAGUGCUUGACUUUACUGGUACCCUCUUAUUCAGAUUUUAUUUGGGCAUAUUUGAAAUUUGCACCAUUAUUACCAACCACCAACAUCAGCUAUCCUGUACAGUACAUAACAGCUAAUGCAACUACAUCAGCACAGAUUCAGGGAAUUGUUUCUAGAUACGAAUGUACUAUCGGACGUUAUUCCCUGUUACUGUCAUUCUUGGAUUUUGUUCAGAAAUUAGUUACUGAUAUUCAACAUAAAUGGUGGAUCAGUGAAAACAUGCAAAACAAUUUAGCUAGCAACUCGCAAUAUAAAGUCGAGAUUUUGUAUAUUUGUCUCCAUUACUUAAUGUCUGAUGUAUUCCCAUCAUACGCUCAUUGGCGCUAUCAGAAGAUUUCAGAGCGUUUCCUCAUCGGCACCAAAAUAUUAUCAAUCUUCACAGACAUUGCAACAAACUUUAAGGAUACAACAACAACUGAUUCCAAAUUAUCAUUGAGCAGCAUCCGUGAAAAUAUCUUCAACAAUUUCUUAUACGAAGGAGGAGUAUAUCAUGUUUCGCCCUUAAUUGAUACCAUCUCUGAUGGCGCCAAAACCGCUAAUACAUUAUAUAAAUCGGACCAUCCUAAAGAAGCUCAGCGAAUUGAAAAGUUGACAGAAAUAACUUUCAACUUUGUCAAGAUUUUACUGCAAUAUCGACUCGAACAAAUACAAUCCGGACAAACGAUUGCGGAAAGUACAUUAGAAAGAUUAUUGUUAGAACGCACUUCUGGCAAAUCCAGCUCAGAUUUCUUGUUGAGAGUUGCUCGUCAUAUCCAUUAUAGACACAACAUAUCAUUACCAAUUCAAGCUACAAAUGUGUUAUCCAUUCUUUGUCGUACCACAGCCACAUGGAAAACAUCGCCAAAUUUUGUUCAGUAUUUAGGAAGUACCGAACAAGUACAUUCGAUUAUACGUACUUAUUUGGAAAUCGCCAAAGAUCCUUCACAAAACAGUGUUUUGUUAGCUUCUAUCUGGCAGCUAUUAACUGUCUUGCUUGAAACACAACCUAGCCUUGCUAUCCUCUUUUUGGAUUGUGGUGAUUUAAUUAUGCCAAGUCCUAAAUCAGCUGUAAAGCUCCUGUCAGGAGAUGUCCAGUCUUCUGCAGCACCCAGCAAUGCUACAACAGAUUCAGCCAUUCGCGCAGCCGUUGAUAUUUUAAGUCAUUGGGAACUUCUUUCGGUUGAGAAACCUGCAGUAAUGUCAAACGCACUUCGAUUCUUGGCAACUUUCUGGAAAACUGCUUUCGAUCAUUAUGUCUUGGUUGAACGUAAUCGUGCUGAUAAUGCUCUUUGGGACGCCCUGGGUAAAAUUCUGCUGAGCCCUACUAGUGAUAUUGAUAUAACAGGCAAGCAUAUCGCUUCGCAAGAUUUACUUCAAAAGGAUAAUGCUGACCGCUUUGAUCUGGAUAUACGUCGCCUUUGCUGUCUCAAUUUGAGCAGAGCUUAUGCUAUGAGAAUCAUGGCAUAUGAAAUUCACCUUACCGCAAGUAAUAUACAUCGAAGCCCCAAUGCCAUUGGUGAAAGACUUCCCGCUGGAUUAAAAAGCAUACUCACCAAAAUAUGCGACCCUGCCAAGCUUGGCUCAAUACGUGACAAUUUUGUGAGGAAUGAUUUCCAGCCUUCUACUGUUCGUGCUUCAGAAACAUCAGCAGAGGUCUUACUGCAAACGCUAGGUGUAAUUAAUCCUUCUGUCUUACUGCGCAAAAUACCACGAAUUGGUGAAGGUGAUGACGUUAGUGCAGGAGAAGCCCGUGAAUACGGUGACACAUUCUUGUACGAUUUCAGAUUGGCGACAAACCGUGUUCAUUCGCUGAUGGAAGACAUUGAUACAAAGUACGACUUUGACUUGCAGAAUGUUAUUAUUACUCCUGAAGUUCAAGCUGUUCUGGACAUCAAACAGUAUGCUAACCAGUUCUUGAAGAACGUACUUCUGGUCAAUCACAACAGCUCAAUCGUUGAUUCUCAGGUGAUUUUGAUGCGCUCAUUCAAAACUUUCGUGGAAACGGCCUCUUACCAUACUCCCGCUCUAAUGUGGCCUGCCAAAUCAAUGACACCCAGCUCCGAUGCUUUGUAUACCUUUUUAAAAGAUUUAUUAGAGAAAGCCCAACAAGAGACUCGUGACGAUGGAGUUACCCUAACUUCUUACCAUAUCUUGAUUGAAUUCAUAAGGAACCUUACCGAAAAAUGGAUCAGUAUCAAUGGAAGUGUUGUUGCCGGUGAGGUAUCCGCUCAGCAAAAGGAUUACAAGCAUAAAACGUUUGAGAUUUUAUUCACUUUGAGUGGUUUACUGGAGCGUGAAAACUAUGCAUUGUUCAAUAGUAUUUGUGAUCAUACUGCUGUACGUUUCCACCAGCCCCUUUUAGAGUCGGUCAUGCUUUGUCUUCGAACAUUGUCUGGUAUCAACAACGCAGCACCUCUUUCAGAUGAUCGAAUGCGAUUUGAAACUUGCUUAACAACAAUUUUAUCAGUAAUUUGUUCAAGCUUCCAUGUACUCGUUAUUAAGGCUAAUUCCUUCAGUGCUGAAGGUUCUCCCGUGAGCGAAGCAGUUGUAGAGAAUGUGGUGGAGGAUAUUACGGUUGUAGUAUCGCUUUUGCAAGAGUUGAUCAGUCCCAAAUACAAGCUUGCACAAGAUAUUUGGAUUGAGGUUUUUGAGAAGUCGAAUACUGUUCCCUCUUUGAUAUCAUUGUUUGCUGGUGGGAUCCAAGUCCUUGUGAAGGAAAUCGAUAGGCAAUAUUCUGGUGCGGCAAAUGGAUUAAAUAAUAUUAAGAUAACACCAUACGCAGAAACAGCACUAUACUUAUUACUUUCACUUUCAAAUAUACCAAAAGCGGCAGAUAAACUUAUUAAACACAAUAUCUUUGCAGUGCUUUGCAACAACAGCCUUUCACCUCGUUUACAGCAAGGACAGUUAGAUCUAUUUAUUCGAUUCGGAGAACGCAACAAAAAUGGACCAGCACACGUUGAACGUAAUCCUGCACAUGUUUGUUGGGGCCAAAUAUUAGGUGUGGUGAAUAACUUGAUGCGUACAAUCGGAAAUUCAGAAACUGUUUUAAGGGAUACUGUCAACUUCUUACAGAUGUAUGGUCCACAAAUUGCUACAGCUUUCAACAACGCCAACGGAGCUAAUGAUUCUAUCUUUGGCCUAACAGCUUCUGAAUCACUCUCAUCCUGUUUACUGGAAGAAGUCGAACGUAUAAAUAUGAUCUUCUUCAACCUGUCAAAAUAUUCAGAACGUCUCCCAAAUAUUGCAAAUAACCUUUUUAUAGCUUUCAAAGACUGUUCUUUAUUCUUAUUGCAGCGAUAUCAUUAUUUCUUCACGCAUCCUUCACAUAUGCAAGCUCAGCUUCAUCCUGUAGAUAAUUUGGAACGCCAACAAUUACAAACGUUUGUAGCACCCGAUACCAAUAGCGAGGACUCAUCAUCUGCUGCAAAGUCUUCAAGUCCAACUAUGAUUGACACAAAACCACAAAUAAGUCAACUCAUGAUAAAGAUCUUACGGUUAACCAUGAACAUAACACACUAUAUGCUUAGUACAUUGAUUGUCCUGACCAAUACAGAUGUUAUAUUGACAAUGAAAAAUGUGGAAUGGCCCUUUGGUAAUACAAUUAUUUCUCCCGGUCUGCGCGUAACAGUUGGUGAAUCAGCAUCGUUUGGAACCUUAAUGGAAUGCAUGAAUAUUUGUACUACCAUAGUCAAUCAAUGGCAAGGCAUUGCAGAAUUCCCUGCACAAAUGAUGCUCAAUGUUGUUCAGGACUGUGCUAUUCUGUUGACUACACAGGCAGCACUCUGGGUGGCUAAACCAGGUAUUCCGCAUGAAAGCAGAUUAGCGCUUGCUCAAGAAAAUGUGCCCGAUAUUGCUGAGACUCUUAACAAAACUAUGACAGCAUUGAAUAAGUUGGAUGGAGAUAAAAUUGAAAAUGUAGUGUCCAAACUGAAACUGAUGCGACUUCUGCAGCAAUAUAUAAGUCAACGCUAUUUUGAACAUUAA